Molecule: messenger RNA, 5105 nt
Organism: Diprion similis
Lineage: Eukaryota; Metazoa; Arthropoda; Insecta; Hymenoptera; Diprionidae
Exons: 9
Coding region: 621-4622 (1333 amino acids)
Biological process (GO): mRNA 3'-end processing
Cellular component (GO): RNA polymerase II, holoenzyme
Molecular function (GO): RNA polymerase II complex binding
Source: RefSeq, a predicted model, not a curated record
UAUGGCGGAGUUUUGUUUUUCCGAUUACCUAGUAAAAGGGUAUUAAUUUCGCUAUGAAUACGUUGAGAACGGUGGUAUUUCGUGUCGGAAAUAAGUGAUCUCAAACCGAAGAACGGUGGCAAAGUGUAAACGUAGUGUUUUAAAGUGAAUUUAACGUGCAAAACUGGUUGUUUGCAAACUCGAUCUUGGCGUGCGAGAGGCUUGCAUGUAGCGCUACAACACACAAUAUACACAUACCAGAUUUUUCCCUCCCGAUAAAUGUGGUGCGUUCGCGAUUAAGUGUGCGAUGAAAAUCUUUGCCUUGUAUUAAACUACAUGAAUUUGGAAGCGAUUGCGGAUACGACAAGCGUAAUUCGCUUUUUGGUAUCAGCAUAAACGCUACCCUAAACUCCAGUGUGUGUGUGCGUCUAGUUUUCUCUCAGUUUUUUCUUCUUUUUCUCUCGAAUUUAAGUCCCCUUGCUUGGUUAGCUUGGUAAAGUGUAUUCAGUGUAUUCAAUAGUAUGACUCUAAAACAAUUGUCCCCGCAUCGUUCGGGGCUAAUCUCGAUGGCAUGUGUUCCGUAAGCUGUCGCUCGACAAACUGUAAUUAAACAAUUUUUGAACUAAGAAUACCGCAUCGUAAUGGCUACCGCAGAGUUCGAUACCGAUUUGUUUGAAAAGAGGCUACAGUCUCUGAAAGAUUCGCAAGAAUCGAUACAGGCCCUUUCGUCAUGGUGCCUGGAGAGGCGGCCGCAUCACAAAAAGAUCGUCGCAACUUGGCUCCAAGUUUUGAAGAAAGUUAAAGUCGAGCAUCGACUGACGCUCUUCUACUUGGCAAACGACGUCAUUCAAUACUCCAAGCGUAAAAACUUUGAGUUUGUCGAGUCCUGGGGCACGACGUUGCAGCGAGCCACGACUAUGGUCAGAGACGAGAAAGUUAAACACAGAAUAUUGAGGAUCUUCAAAAUAUGGGACCAGCGUCAAGUUUACGAUGAAGAAUUUCUCGCCGAUUUAUCUGGCCUGCUGUCCGCAGCCCCAAAGAAAAAACCAGACCCACAGCCUACUGCAACCAAUGAUGAAUUUCAAGCCAGUUUGCUGAUCUCUACUAUGAGAUCUUGUGCUACUCUUGAACAGGCCACUGACUCAAGGUUGCAAGAUUUGAGGGACAGCAACACAGAUAUUGAUAAUGCGGAGCAAUUGUGCGCAUCGUUAAAAGACAGAAGACACGUGGAAGAUGCGGAAAAAGACGUUGACAUUGCGGUGAGAAAUAUAGAAAAUUAUAUUUCCGCACUGGAGGCGGAAAUCAGAGAAAGAACACAAGUGUUGGAUUUGCUAGAACAGGCGGACCAAUUUUACGAAACUCAACGUGGGGAAGUGAAAAUAGUCACAAACGCAUACAGAAACUUUGGAAGCCGCGUAAAAAACCUGAAGAAAAAGCUCGAUGAACUACUUCCAACGCUGGUGUCGCCAAUCCCGUCGCCAGACAUAAAUGCACCAUCUCCGAGUCCAGAUAGUGAUAUCGAACUGCCCGGUGACGAGCAUCAUGGCAUGAAUCAAUCGUCACUGAUUGAUAUUCCACCUCCGUCGAUGUACGGUUCUUACAGGCAGGAUUAUGAGCCAAUGCCUGUACCGGCGCCUGAACAGUCGCAGGGAAACAUGUCGGGUGACUUCACUGGCAAUUUCUCAUCCUUCAUGGGCGGAAAUGUCGAGUUCGAUACGCGAAAUAUAUUCAAUGACAGAUCGGCAACUCCUACAGGAAUGAGCCAAUACAAUGACUCCUCAGAGGCGAAGCCGAUUGAAGUGAUUAACAUGCGCCCAUCAAAAGCAGAAGGGUCAGGUGAUGGAUUCAACAUUUCAAGUUUCUUAAAGUCUGUGCUCCCAUCCUCCGAGGCAAUUUCAAACAGUUCAAACAUUCCUGGACUCGGAUUGGACCCGUCUGGAACACCGAUGAAGUCUCCGCCACCUGGAGAUUACCUGCACUCAUCUCCGCUGCAGCAGCACCUGUCCACUCCUGUAAACUCUAGAGGAAUGAACGUGCAAAGUACGCCAAUCAGCAAUUUAGGCAAUUGUCAGCAGCUGCCACACAGCACGCCUUUGCAGGGAGUUAGAAGCUUGACCAUUGACUCGCACACACCAUCUCCGUACUCGAGUCAGAACAGUCAAGGAAACAACACUACCAUGAACUUGGCUUUCGACAACACACCCAGUUCCGUCAACCCUCUACCUCCACCGCCUAUGCCGCCGCCAAUUUUCCUGGACGAUGAAAAUUGCUACAACAAACUUCCGCCAAAAUUUCCCACCUGGUCCUCAGCCAAUGAAUUGAACAAGGAAUCAUCAGGCUGGGAUGAGAAAGGAAAUGAUACCAUGCCCCAAAUUUGGCCAUCAGAUACCGGCGACAAUAGGUCCGGUAAUGAUCGUUGGGAUUCUGGAAACGAGGUCUGGCCGAGCGCAAGAUUAAAGAACGAUAUACUGUCGGAAACGCCCGAGUCGCCACCACUCUUUGAAAAAGCUGGGUUCAUUGAUCCCAUAGAAUAUGAUGACUCGCAACCCCAAGUACCUCUGCUCAGCAGCAGUGGAGACGUGGAUCACAGGGUAAUACCAUUGCCAUUGAACGUGGAAAAUCAGUUGCCACAUCGACUGAUGAAAGGUGCGGAUGUGGAUCACAGGAAUCUCAUAAGUCUAACUGGCAGCCCUGCGAAUCACAGCAAUCCGACAGAUCAGUCACUGUCUAUAUUGAGCAAUGCAAACUCCGUCUGGCCUCCGACCGACCAGGAUUACAGGCAACAAAUGCAGCCAGGUGAUAUCGUCGAGAGUGUCGACAUGGAAAUGUCCGACGACGAAGGUGAUGGUAAGCAAAAGAGCGGCAGGGUUCUUGUCGAUCUAAGAUCGCAGGACCGGGACAUGCGCCCUUUGCUCCCACCACCAGGUCAUCACCUCGACAUGGAUAUGCGAAUGAUCCCGUUGCCGCCCAGUGGUCAGAUCCAGUCUCGCCCUCCUCCGCUGCUGCCGGUACCAAAUUCUCACAGUAUCCAUCAAAAUCAGCCGCAGUUUCAUCACAAUUCGCAAAACUUUCACGGCACUCAGUUAAACUUCCAUCAAAAUCGACCUGACUUUCGACCAAAUCAGCAGAACUUUCACCAAAAUCAUCCGCCAGAAUUCCGUCACAACGAGCCGAACCCCCGGCCGCCAAAUCAACACAACUUUCACCAGAAUCAGCAGCAGCCACAGCAACAACAACAACAGCAGCAGCAGCAGCAGCAAGAGUUUUACCACAAUCAGCAGCAACAGCAGCAGGAAUUUCGCCAGAAUCAGCAACAAAAGCAGCAGCACCAAGAAUUCGAGUUUCAGGAUAAUCAAAACAGGCGACGAAUCAGCCAAGAUUUUCAAGGCGAGCCUCUGCAGUGCGGGAGGUACACUGUGCCUGUAGAGCAUCACCAGCGAGAUUCAGGUUUUCAGAGAAACGAUCAACGCGGUCGUGGUCGCGGUUUUCCUCGUAACAGAAGGGACAGAUUUUCCGAUGAUCAUAAUCAGCAGAGAAUUCUUGUCAACAACCAGAUGAACAACCGGCGACCGAAUAAGAAUUUCGGUCAAGAACCGGACAGUCAAAGAUCGCCAACGGAAAUCCUGCCGAAUAACAGACCUCUUCUAUUGCAGCCCCCUGAGACUGUUGUAGUUCUUGACGACGAUGGUAUGCCGAUAUCAAUACCGACCGAUAAUGAAGUCGAGGAAAUUCCAGCGACGGAUUUACAGCGGGAGCAAAUGCAGCCUACGCAUCAAAGUACCGAGGCAGAAGAAACCGACGUGGUUAUUCCGUCCGAAGAAACGAUAACCGAGAUCGAAGCUGCGCCGGAAAAAGUCUUGCGGCCGGAAGUAACUCCGGAAGAAGAAAAUCCAGCGUCGUCGGAAACUGCGGUGAGCGAAGAGAUCGCGAAGCCGGAAACGCCGGCGGUGAUUGAGGUUUUACAGGAGGAAAUGCCGCAGCAGCAGCAACAGGAGGAAGAUGAGGAGACGGUUAGAGGUGAGAACCAGCCGGAGUCGGUGGAGUCGAAUUCAGAAGUGGAGCAACCCACGCAACUGUCUGAACAGCUAGAGGCGCUCAUGAACUCUAGCAACAAGCAGACUAAUAACAAUUUGAAAAGACAGCUGUCGGAGAACGGUGGAAACUUUGGUGAUGAUCAUCAUCAUCAUCAAAAUCAUCCUCAGCAACACAAUCAAGUCGAAGGUACGCCGAUAAAAAAACGCCCACUUCUACCUAACGGUCCACCCAUCAGCCAAUUGGCUGGCGGACCGCUGAUGCCUAGUGGCGGUCACUUGCUCGGGCCAAAUGGAUCUCUCAUGACUCCUGGUGGCCAGAUAGAAAUUCACCCUGUCGUCGUCUAUGACUACGAUAGUUCGAACUCCAGAUUUAGGCCACGUGGCGCAGGCAGUGGACCUCCAGGAUCUCCCUUCCCACUCUGGAGAGGCAGCGGGCCUCCCCGAGGUAGGGGUGGAUUCAGAGGUGGGCCCAGGGCGCCGUGGGUCGACAGAGGUGGAGGCAGGGGUAGUGGUCCUAGAGAAAAUUUUAGUCCCAGAGGUCAGAAGCGUGGAGGAGGUGGUCAGUUUAGGGCAGGAUUCAGGGGUCGAGGUCGGGGUAACAAUUGGUAGGAUUAUUCUUAUAAAUAGGUAUUGAUUAUACGGAUAGAUAGAUGUAUAUAUAUUAUAUAUGUAUAUAUACAUAUAUCGAUAUAUAUCUAAGACUUAGAGAAACGAAACUAUGAAAAGUUACUAUUAUUAUCAUCAUUAUUAUUAUUAUUAUUAUUAUUGAUUUUUUCUUUCUUUAUCUCUUCGCGACGACGUGUGAAAAAAAAAAAAACGAAACGAAUUUUUAUUUUACCUCCGAAAACGAAAAACGAUUGUAGUGGAUAAUUGUUAACGAACACAAGACGACGAUGCAUUUAUUUCUGAUGGUACGGAUGGAAGUACAAGAAAGAUUGUAUCGUGAAAUUUAUUAGUAGUAUACAUAUACGUGUAAUGGUAAUAACAGCAUGGAUUCUUCUGUUCUGUUCUAUUACCUAUUAUUUUUUUUAUUUUUUUUUUCCCCUCCAUUUGUUUUCAUCUUUUAUUCUCAUUUCUUUCCCCCAUUAUCAA